CAGCCGCAGCCGCCGCCGCAGCCCCCGGAGCCCCCGGCGGCGCCCGGGCAGCGCCAGCUGGUCUACGUCUUCACCACGUGGCGCUCGGGCUCGUCCUUCUUUGGGGAGCUGUUCAACCAGAACCCCGACGUCUUCUUCCUCUACGAGCCCGUGUGGCACGUGUGGCAGAAGCUGUACCCGGGCGACGCCGUGUCCCUGCAGGGCGCUGCGCGGGACAUGCUGGGCGCACUCUACCGCUGCGACCUGUCUGUUUUCCAGCUGUACAGCACGGCGGGGGCGGGCAGGAACCUCACCACGCUGGGCAUCUUUGGUGCGGCCACCAACAAGGUGAUCUGCUCGGCGCCGCUGUGCCCAGCCUACCGCAAGGAUGUGGUGGGCCUGGUGGACGACAAGGUGUGCAAGAAGUGCCCGCCGCAGCACCUGGGCCUGCUGCAGGAGCAGUGCCACCAGUACCGCACGCUGGUCAUCAAGGGCGUGCGUGUCUUUGACCUGGCUGUGCUGGCACCCCUGCUGCACGACCCUGCGCUGCGUCUCAAAGUCAUCCACCUGGUGCGGGACCCCCGUGCCGUGGCCAGCUCCCGCAUCAAGUCCCGUCACGGCCUGAUCCGCGAGAGCCUGCAGGUGGUGCGGAGCCGUGACCCCCGCAUCCACCGUAUGCCCUUCCUGGACGCCAGCCACAAGCUGGGUGGCAAGAAGGAGGGUGGCGGCGGUGGUGGCGGCGGCUCAGACUACCACGCGUUGGGGGCCAUGGAGGUGAUCUGCAGCAGCAUGGCCAGGACCCUGCAGACUGCCCUGCACCCGCCAGACUGGCUGCAGGGCAACUACCUGGCUGUGCGCUAUGAGGACCUGGUGGUAGAUCCCAUCAAGACCCUGCGGCAGGUGUACAGCUUCGUCAACCUGGUGGUGAGCCCUGAGAUGGAGAAAUUUGCCCUCAAUAUGACCAGUGGGCCAGGCUACUCCUCCAAGCCCUUUGUGGUAUCUGCUCGGAACGCCACCCAGGCCCUGAGUGCCUGGAGGACAGCACUGAGCUACCAGCAGAUAAAGCAGAUUGAGGAGUACUGCCAUCAGCCGAUGGCUGUGCUGGGCUACGAGAGGGUCAGCAGCCCCGAGGAGGUGAAGGACCUCAGCAAAACAUUGCUCAGGAAACCGAGGCUGUGAGUGGGGCGCAGAGAGGUUGCGAUCAUCCACCCCAAAGGGUUGCAGAUCUGCUGACCCUGAGAGCUGAGCCCAUUGCAGGAACCAGCUGUGCUUGCUGGAGAGGGCAAGUGAGAGAGGGCAGCUUGGUUCUUCUGCUAGCUGGGGUAUGGCCUUUCCCCCAAAGACUGAGAGGGUAAUGCACAUUAACAUUUUUGCGUUGCCGGGUUAUAGACAAUUAAAAAAAGUGGAACUUAAUAGUAUUUGUAAAACCCCUUUCCCUGCUCUUGAAAUGCCGGGAGGAUUCGGUACCAAAAUCUUGUUUACAAACAGACAAUGGUAAUGACAGACUUACCGAAUUCCUGAGACACCUGUGCUGGGGACAGGAUGAUUUUGAAAGCAUAAUACUGAGAAUUGGACUUUUGUAUAAAACAAAUGUUCCAGGGUGAUAUGAAUAAAGAAAAUAAUAAAUGAUUUUUAUAAUUACCUCGAUUGUUUGGGAAUCAUGCCCAUUGUGCAUGUGAACUUAGAAAGGUAUUUGUUUAAUGUACACAUUUGAUAGCAACAAAGACAUUUUAAGGGUCCCUGUUGGGGCAAGUGGGGAGAUCAGCAGAUCAACAGGAGAUCAACAGCUUGGCAGUUUAUCUCUUCCUGUUCAAAGGUUAGAAGCUGCUUUUUCUGGUGAACAAAUAUGAAUCCCACAAAUAUAGUGCAGAUUUCAUGCCCAUAUGCACAUAUCUCAAAUCAUUCUCUGCUUAAAUAGCAAACACGUUUAAGUUGUACUGUACUGAAAAAAAAUGGCAGGGGCCGGGGGGAGGAAGAAAGCAAGCAAAGUGCCACUCUAUCUCCAUAAAAAGUUUAAAGCAUUUUCCAUUAUAAUAAUAUUUAUUUUUUGUCUUGAAGGGUGUUCAGGAUUCUUUGUUAAAGAGAGUAUGUGUACUUGCAAAAAAGCAACUCCCCCAACAAAACAGAAUUUAAACGGAUGCUUAUAAUACUGAAAAGGUUAGCACGUAUCCAGACGGGCUACACACACACGCACACACAAUUGCUAUAGACAGAUAAAAUACUUGAGUAUAUUUUUGACAUGUUCAUUGCCAGCUGAUAUAAAGGGAGCAGAAAAAUAAACUGGAGCUUCCAUAUAGAACUUCAUUUUCCCCCAAUGUCUUAAUGUAUGGAUGUGUGUUUGUUUGUCUAUACAGAAGGUAGGAACAGACAUUUUUUGGUUUGCAGGGUCCAUGCCACAGUUUUUAGUCAAGGAAAACUACCAUUUGACAAUAAAAUGAAAUGUUGGUCAGAUUUGUUGUAAAUUGUUGUAGCUGCAGCACGGAGCUAGAUGAUGAUUUUGGCUCUCAGUCCCUGUGAGUUUUGUCUGGACUAUCAGGCACAUUAUUAAACUUGGUAGAAGUAGGAGAUGUUACUUCUCUCAAUUCUGUUUGCCAAAAAAUGUCCACGUUCACAAAGGGAAAAUGGUGCGCCACUUAUGAGAACUGCAGCCACCUGCAAGUACUUGUUAAGCCUGUUGUUAAUAUUCUCCAACGCUGUUCAAAGGGAACAUGGUGAACUUUGCAAUAUUGAAUUAAAAAAAAAAUCCAAAUAGUGUUAGGUUAUGAGACCACCAUUUUUUCCCUGUGAGAAGCACAUUUUAUAUUACCUACCUGAAUGUUGUGCCUUCAGAAAAUACAAAGAAUUUAUAGGAAAAAGAAGAUUUGGGCUGUAGAAAAUAUAUAAGUAGGAUAUUGAUAAGUGUGUGUGCGUACAGGCGUGUGUGUCUACUUUUGUAUGUGUGAAAAUUGUGGCUUAUGUAUAAUGUGUCUAUUUUUUGUAUUAAUAUGAAACUUUUAAGUUAAAGAUGAUACAUCAGACUACUAAGGCAUUUACAUUCUUGAUAAAACAUUGGCAAUUAAAUGUUCUCAAAAGGCAAUGUAGGUGUUUAAUAAGCCCGUUGAAAAGCUCAUUGUACAAGGUUGCAUGUACACUUGCUGAAUAAUUUUAUGACAUUGUACCCAUUUUCUUAAUUCAUCAGUAGAAGCAGUAAAAGUAACAUUGAUAAUGCUUUAUUGGGAACAUUUCAUUGUUAAAUAUAAUUUAUUCCCAAGCACCAUGGAUAUUAAGGGUGAGAAAUGGAAGGGAUGUUUAUUUGUUUAAUUAAAAUGAAUAUUGAAAUCAA
This is a messenger RNA of Gavialis gangeticus (Gharial), 3301 nucleotides long. RefSeq names its product carbohydrate sulfotransferase 2 (gene CHST2). Gene Ontology annotation, molecular function: N-acetylglucosamine 6-O-sulfotransferase activity. The record is from RefSeq and is a predicted model, not a curated record. The transcript has a single exon. Gene Ontology annotation, biological process: sulfur compound metabolic process; carbohydrate metabolic process; N-acetylglucosamine metabolic process. Gene Ontology annotation, cellular component: Golgi membrane. Lineage: Eukaryota; Metazoa; Chordata; Crocodylia; Gavialidae. The annotation marks the transcript as partial.